This is a messenger RNA of Hyposmocoma kahamanoa, 1248 nucleotides long. Its product is annotated as mitochondrial tRNA-specific 2-thiouridylase 1. The record is from RefSeq and is a predicted model, not a curated record. The coding region runs from base 11 to 1195 and encodes 394 amino acids. Lineage: Eukaryota; Metazoa; Arthropoda; Insecta; Lepidoptera; Cosmopterigidae. Gene Ontology annotation, molecular function: sulfurtransferase activity. The transcript is spliced from 5 exons. Gene Ontology annotation, biological process: tRNA wobble position uridine thiolation. Gene Ontology annotation, cellular component: mitochondrion.
UGCUAGAUAUAUGCAAAAACUAUUUUUGCCGUAUGUAUUUGAAUUGAAUAAAUGUGCUAAAAUGUUCAAAAAAGUUGCGUUGGGCAUAUCCGGAGGUGUAGACAGUGCCGUUGCAGCGUUACUUCUAAAACGGGCAGGUUAUCUUGUCGAGGGUGUGUUCAUGAGAAACUGGGACAGCAACUAUGAGGCUGGUUUUUGUUCAGACGAAAAGGAUUUUGAGGACGCUACAUUCGUUUGUCGUAAGCUGGAUAUUCCUUUGCAUAGGGUCUACUUUAUAAAAGAAUACUGGAAUGAAGUAUUCACCGUGCUACUGAAUGAGUACGAGAACGGCCUAACGCCAAAUCCAGAUAUAUUGUGCAACAGAUUUAUUAAAUUUGAUAGUUUCUUUGAACAUUGCAGGAAUAACUUAGGCAUUGAUGUUAUAGCUACAGGGCAUUAUGCGAAUACGUCCUUUGGGCCCUUUUUGGACAAAUAUAAUGAAAAUGAAGGAGUAAGAUUACUACAACCUAAAGACAAAUUUAAGGACCAAACAUUCUUCCUAUCACAAAUUAAACAAUUUUCACUGAGAAGAUGUAUGUUUCCCAUAGCAAAUCUUAUGAAGAGUCAAGUGAGAGAGAUAGCAAAGAAAGAAGGGCUUAUUAAUGUUGCUAAUAAGAAAGAUAGCACUGGUAUAUGUUUUAUAGGGAAGAGAAGGUUUCAACAUUUUAUUGAAGAAUAUAUUGAAACAAGAAAGGGCAACUUCAUAGAUAUAGAUACAGGACAAGUGGUGGGGGAACACAGUGGACUCCACAAGUGGACUGUUGGACAGAGAUGCUGUCUGGCCAAUUGGAAAAAUGCUUAUUUCAUUUUUAAAAAAGACUUGGAUACUAAUGAUAUUUAUGUGGUUGCAGGCACUAAGCAUCCAGCCAUUUGGAACAAUCUAUGCUUCACAGGAACACCCCACUGGAUACACAGUGAACCUAUAGAACUGACCCAAAACAACGUACUUAAAUGUUGUUUCAGAUUUCAACAUACGAAACCCUUAGUAGCUUGUAGAAUAGUAAAUAAUAGUCAAGGGUUAACUAUUUUGUUAGAUAACAAUGUAAGAGCAUUGACUGAAGGACAAUAUGCUGUUCUUUAUAAAAAUGGGGAAUGUUUAGGCAGUGCUAAAAUCAAAGAGGUGUGUCGUAAUUUGGAUUUCCAGACUGAGUUCUAGAUAAUUUAAUUUAGUAAGCAGUGUAAAGAACACAUCAAGUGUGCUCUUGGCCC